This is a messenger RNA of Penicillium cataractarum, 1623 nucleotides long. RefSeq names its product bifunctional fructose-2,6-bisphosphate 2-phosphatase/6-phosphofructo-2-kinase. The record is from RefSeq and is a predicted model, not a curated record. The transcript is spliced from 11 exons. Gene Ontology annotation, biological process: fructose metabolic process; fructose 2,6-bisphosphate metabolic process. Gene Ontology annotation, cellular component: cytosol. NCBI's taxonomy places the organism in Eukaryota, Fungi, Ascomycota, Eurotiomycetes, Eurotiales, Aspergillaceae. Gene Ontology annotation, molecular function: fructose-2,6-bisphosphate 2-phosphatase activity; 6-phosphofructo-2-kinase activity; ATP binding. Bases 1 to 1623 code for a protein of 540 amino acids.
AUGGAUACCUUACUUACGGCAGAUAUCGUGGCCAACUCGCCGCAGUUCCGGCGGAAAUCUUCAAUUUUCGUCGAUGCGAUCCACGACCUACCGGAAAAGGCCGAUCUGGCUCCAGCUCAGCUGUAUAGCACGGAAUCCGGUCGGCUGUUCCACUCCGGUCGCAUUGUGAUCAUCACCGUGGGGCUGCCUGCGAGAGGAAAGACGCACAUGUCUGUGGCCUUGGCUCGCUACCUACGAUGGCUUGGUGUCAAAACCAGAAUUUUCCAUCUCGGUGACUAUCGACGGGCUACUAUUCCCUUUGGUGAGGACAUGCCUGAUGACUAUUUCUAUGUGAAUGCAUCGGCAUCAUCUGUCCUGCUUCGCCAGAAAAUUGUACGAAAGUGUCGUGAGGAUAUCUACCGCUUCUUGAGUCAUGAGAACGGUCAGAUUGCAAUCUAUGAUGCGGUUAACCCACUGGCUUCCGGGCGGCGCUCACUUGCCAAAGAGUUUGCAAAGCAUGAUAUCGAGACACUCUUCAUUGAGUCUUGGUGCGACGAUGAACGAAUCAUUGAGGAGAAUGUUCGCCGAGUCAAGAUUUCCUCACCCGAUUACGUCUCAUGGAGCCCCGAGGAUGCAGUCAAGCAUUAUUUGACCCGUAUCUCCUCGCGAAUUCCCCAAUUCCAGACCAUGGAAGAGAAGGACCUGAACUAUAUCAAGAUGAUCAAUGCCGGAGAGCGCCUUAUCGUCAACAACUGCAGCUUCGGCUAUCUUUCUAACCGCAUCGUUUUCUACCUCUUGAACCUCCAUAUUAAAUCGAGACGGACCUACUUCGUUCGGGCGGGCGUAUCGAAAGAUGCCGCAUUCUACAAGUCCGAUUCUGGCCUAUCCGAACAGGGAGACGAUUACGCCAGAAAAAUGACAGACAGUCUGCUUGCUCACCGAGAGUCCGAGAAACAGGACAUGAUUGCCCGCGGUGACGCGGGUUAUGAACUACGACCACUGAAGGUCUGGACCUCCACUAGACGCCGAACUGUGGAGACUGCGAAAUACCUCUACGACAAAGGAUACAAGGUCCGACAGCGCUCUCAAAUGAGUCAACUCAACCCCGGUGUCUGUGAGAAGAUGUCGGAGAGACGCAUCCGUGCAGAGUGGCCGGACGAAGUCGCAAAGCAUGAGCUUGAUCCCUACCAUCAUCGGUACCCUCGAGCCGAGUCUUACCAUGAUCUUGCUGUCCGUCUUGAGCCCGUUAUUCUCGAACUAGAGCGAGAGCAGAACGAUUUGCUCAUUAUCGCCCACGAAAGCGUGCUGAGAGUCUUGUACGGCUAUCUCAUGGCUUGUAACGCCGCCGACAUUCCAUUCUUGGAAUUCCCACGCGAUGAGAUCAUUGAGAUCAUCCCCGAGAGCUACCAAAAUGAAGCACGCAGAAUCCAUAUUCCCGACCUGCCAGAAGAGAUUAUCCCCGCCUCGCCCGAAGAUCUGAAGAUCCCCGUGCCUCCUAGCGGAUUCGUUUCCCCAAUCCAAGGCCUGGGCAGCCCAUUAGACGGGGCUGGGACUCCUCAGAGUGGAUUCAGGACCCCAAGUGGACUUCGUACCCCUCGUGAGCCGGAGCGAAUCUCCCAGCAACACGUCGAGGACGUUGUUUAA